This is a messenger RNA of Protopolystoma xenopodis, 1125 nucleotides long. NCBI's taxonomy places the organism in Eukaryota, Metazoa, Platyhelminthes, Monogenea, Polystomatidea, Polystomatidae. The record is from the annotation of a GenBank genome assembly.
AUGUGCGUGCAGGGGGGGGGCCCGGCGCUCUCUUGCCUCAAAAGAUUGGCCGAAUUGGGGCGUGGCCCGUCUUGCGGUGACGAGCUCCGGCCUCCAGGACAUACAUGCCAUGUCCAACUGGGCGGACUAUCUUGCCUAGGCCGAUCAGCCGACCAUUUCUUGGGUGUUAUGGGCUGUGCCGGAAGGGGUCGAUUGAAGUGGGUCCGGUGGCCGGUUCUCAUUGGUCCUUCCUGUCGCGGUGUCUGGCUGCUCGGCUUGUCGGGUCCGCCUCUACGAUUGGUCAGUUCUGCCGGCUUCUCUUCGCCACUGCCGAUCCUCCCGGACCCACGGCUCGCCAGCAUGCAGCCGGCCAUCUUGAGGCACCUCCUUCUCCGCGUCGUCGUUGUCGUCGUCGUCGUCGUCACGUCUCUGGUCUCGGCGACCCGGUCGGCCGAGAAUGAAACGGCGCCUCCAUCCGUCUGUUUCAACGACAUACAACCGCACAGUCUCAUGUUCCACCUCGACUCGGGCCAAGAGUUUAGUCUUUACGAGACGCUCUGUCCCGGCCUCACGUACAGCCUGGCUGUGGUGGUGCGCAACCCGCCGUCCCAGGACCACGCCAAUGCCGGUCGGAGGCUCGACGAUAUCGAGCUGGUCGUCAUGGCGCCCGGAGAAGAGGCGGUGUACUCGUCGGUGCGACAGAAAUGGGCGACUGGCGGCUGGCUGCGGUACAAUGUGAUGGCGCACAAGGCGGGCGAAUACGGUUUCCACUUGGCCCGGAAACCGGGUCACGUGAGGCGGCGGCUCGUGCGUCUUCUGCUCUACUCUCCCCUCGGGCUGGGGCUGGAGCUCGGGCUCGGGAACCUGUCGAAUUGGUCGGGGCGAGUGGAGGCGACGACAGCCGCGGUGCAGAGCGGGGCGCCGGCGGUGGAUCGGGUUGGCGAGUCGGUGGCCCGGCUCUUCUUCCACCUGAUGGAGAUGCAGCUGCACUCGUCGCACCUUCGCUGGAGCAGCAGCGAGGACCAAAUGCACCUGAACUGGGAGCACAUUAACGUCGACAAGGCCAGUCUCGUCUGUAUCACACUCAUCCUCCUCAUCUCCGCCGUCCAGGUCUGCCUCGUCAAGGGUCUCUUCCGACUGCCCUGA